Monodelphis domestica (gray short-tailed opossum) is the source of this 4108-nucleotide messenger RNA. It is a transcript of the gene SCIN, whose product is annotated as scinderin. Gene Ontology annotation, biological process: cell projection assembly; barbed-end actin filament capping; central nervous system development. Gene Ontology annotation, cellular component: actin cytoskeleton; cytoplasm. The record is from RefSeq and is a predicted model, not a curated record. NCBI's taxonomy places the organism in Eukaryota, Metazoa, Chordata, Mammalia, Didelphimorphia, Didelphidae. Gene Ontology annotation, molecular function: phosphatidylinositol-4,5-bisphosphate binding; actin filament binding.
AUGAGCCGGGUCCGAGAGGAGCAGGUCCUGCCCACAGGCCAGUGGCUGCCCUGCCCGAUGGAGUCCCGCCUGGGGGGCUCCACGCCGGCGGGGCUGGCACUGCCGGGGGUCAAGCCAGCCCCGCCUGCCCCCGCCUACCUCCCAGCACCCCUGAGACGAGGCUCUGCCCGUGCUGGAAGGGGGGACUGGCUACAGGCGGGCACAGGGGCCCCCAGUUGUGCCCCCUCACCGCCCCCUCGAGGCUCUGCUUCCCAGGGUCUUUGGGUCCCAACGGCCUCACCGCGCUGGGGAAAGGGAGCCCCAGAGAGCAGCCAUUCAUCUGAGCCACGCAGGGGUGAAGCAGCCAUCCCGGGGCCUCUGACUCGCAGCCGGGGCUCCUUCCUCGGGAUCAGUCUUUCGGAGAAGGCGCCCGUGGCAGAGGGAGGCCUGCAAACCAAGCUUGCUCUUUGCUCCUUUCUCCUCCGAAGCGCUCCUUCCCCCCAAGGAGCUCCCAAGAAUGGGCCUGGCUUCUCUUUGAGGAGUCGUCGGGCCCAGCCUCUUGGGGGGAGCACGAUCCCUGGGAAGAAGGCCUCACUGAUGCCCAGCACCAUCCGGAAAGGCCUUCCAGCUCGGCAGGAUGAGCCGGAGUCUGGCCCAGGGACAACACGGGAAGGAUGUGGCUUCACCUCCCAGCUUGGAGGAGGCAUCCAAGAUGGCCCCAGGGAAGCCCGACUCAGGGGGGGCCUCCCCAGCUCUGAAGAAAAGCUGUACAUCAGAGCCAGCCUGGACCAAGCCAGGGAUGAGCAGCCCUGGGCCCUGACGCUCCAGAGGGACCGAACUUGCUCAAGAUGGCGGCCACCCCGGCAGCAUGCUGGCCCAGACCUCAUUCUGGGAUUCCCAGGGCCCGCUUGGCAGGUUGUUGCUUCCCCCAGUCCUUCGGGGCUUAGAAGAUCGCCAAUAGACAGUAAGAAUAUCCUCCAGAGCUCGGCCAUGUCCCCUCCAGACCGUUUUGCAGAUGGGGAAGGGAGGCAGCAGGGGCCAGCCCCGCCCGGGGAGGGGCGGGGGUGGAGCCGGGGAGGCCCCGCCCCCUGGCUCAGCGCGCCGCGCCCUAUAAAUCCGGGCUCCGCAGACUCGGCGGUCCAGUCUCUCUUCGUCCUGUCUCUGCCGCCCCCGACCGACAGCCGCCCCAACAUGGCCCCGGAGCUGUACCACAAGGAGUUCGCGGUGGCGGGCCAGAAGCCCGGCCUGCAGGUGUGGCGCGUGGAGCAGCUGGACCUGGUGCCGGUGCCCGUCCAGCAGCACGGCAGCUUCUUCGUGGGGGAUGCCUACCUGGUGCUGUACACCGCGGCCGGGCCCCGCCAGGGCUUCUUCUACCGCCUGCACUUCUGGCUCGGGAAGGAGAGCUCUCAGGACGAGCGGGGGGCCGCGGCCAUCUUCACCAUGCAGAUGGACGACUACCUCGGGGGGAAGCCCGUGCAGUGCCGAGAGCUACAAGGCUACGAGUCCACCGAGUUUGUCAGCUACUUCAAAGGAGGGAUCAAGUACCAGAAUGGAGGUGUGGCAUCUGGAUUCCAUCACGUCAUCACCAACGAUCUGACUGCCAAAAGACUGCUGCAUGUGAAGGGCCGCCGCGUGGUCCGGGCCACCGAAGUGCCCCUCAGCUGGGAGAGCUUCAACAUGGGAGACUGCUUCAUCAUUGAUCUCGGCAUGGACAUCUACCAGUGGUGCGGCUCAUCCUGUAACAAGUACGAGCGUCUCAAGGCCAACCAGGUCGCCCACGACAUCCGGGACAACGAGAGGAAAGGACGCUCCCAUCUGGUUGUCGUGGAGGACGGGGAGGAGCCCCCUGAGCUGCUCAAGGUUUUAGGCAACAAGCCCCAGCUGAGGGAGGGCGACGUGGACGCCGAUUACGAGGCUGACAACACCAACCGGAGGAUGGCCAGGCUGUACAUGGUCUCCGACGCCUCCGGGGCUAUGCAGGUGUCGCUUGUGGCCGAGGAGAACCCCUUCUCCAUGGACGUGCUGCGCUCCGAGGAGUGCUUCCUCCUGGAACACCUGGCGGCCCAGCAGAUUUUUGUGUGGAAAGGCAAAGACGCCAACCCCGAGGAGAGGAAGGCCGCCAUGAACAUGGCAGAAGAGUUCCUGCAGGACAUGGGCUAUCCGCCCAGUACCCACAUUCAGGUGCUUCCCGAGGGGGGGGAGACGUCCAUCUUCAAGCAGUUCUUCAGGAACUGGAGGGAGCGCGACCAGAGCGACGGCUUCGGGAAGGUGUGCGUCACGGAGAAGGUGGCCCGGGUCCCGCAAAUCCCCUUCGAUGCCCAGAGGCUGCACGCGUCCCCCCAGAUGGCAGCCCAGCACCACAUGGUGGAUGACGGCUCCGGGUCGGUGGAGAUAUGGCGCGUGGAGAGUAAUGGCAGAGUCCAAGUGGACCCGCAGACUUACGGAGAGUUUUAUGGGGGUGACUGCUACAUCAUCCUGUACACCUACUCCAAAGGGCAGAUCAUCUACACCUGGCAGGGGGCGCACGCCACCCGAGAUGAGCUCGUCCACUCAGCCUUCUUGACCGUGCAGCUGGACCGCUCCUUGGGAGGGACGCCUGUGCAGGUUCGAGUCUCCCAAGGCAAGGAGCCUGCACACUUGCUGAGCCUCUUCAAAGACAAACCCCUCAUUAUUUACAAGGAUGGGACAUCCCGGAAAGGAGGACAGACCCCUCCUGCCCCUACACGCCUCUUCCAAAUCCGCCGAAACCUGGGCUCCAUCACCAGGAUUGUGGAGGUGGAGCUGGACGCCGACUCGCUGAAUUCCAACGACGUUUUUGUCCUGAAACUGCCCCGGAGCGGCGGCUACACGUGGGUCGGGAAAGGGGCCAGCGCGGAGGAGGAGAGGGGAGCCGAGUACCUGAAGGGCGUCCUCAGGUGCCAGACCACGAGGGUCCCAGAAGGCCAGGAGCCAGCGGAAUUCUGGGAAGGCCUGGGCGGGAAGAAGCCCUACCAGACGUCCCCGCUGCUCGAGAGCCCGGCCUGCAACCACCCUCCCCGGCUCUUCGGCUGCUCCAACAAGACCGGCCGCUUCCUAAUCGAGGAGGUUCCCGGAGAAUUCACGCAGGACGACUUGGCCGAGGAUGACGUCAUGCUGCUGGACGCUUGGGAACAGAUCUUCCUUUGGAUUGGCAAAGAUGCCAAUGAAGUGGAGCGAUCGGAAUCCAUCAAGUCGGCCAAGGCCUACCUGGAGACCGACCCUUCGGGCAGAGACCAGAGGACGCCGGUGGUCAUCGUCAAGCAGGGCUACGAGCCUCCCACGUUCACCGGCUGGUUCCUGGGAUGGGACGCCCACAAAUGGUGAAGGCGGGUCACGGGAAGAAGAAUCCCUGCGACGGCCGUCCUGGGCUCCCCUUUGGAAGGAUGACCCGCUCGGCCGUGGAGUCACUUGUCUUCUGUUCCCGAGCCGGACUUCUCACUCACACCGAUGGCGGAAAGGACACCAGGGACACUCGGGCAGCAAACGGGGCUCACGGGGUUCACAGCAGAAGGGACCGCGGAGCUUUACAAAUGGGGAAACUGAGGCCCGUCCCAGGCUCCAAGGGGCCCAUGUGACAGUGAGGUGGCACACCAGGGUCUUGGAAGACCCUCUGUGGGCUCCUCCGUGCCAGCACCUUUGGGUCUGGUGGCGUCACUGGCUGACGCCGUGGCCCUCCAGAGCCUGCCCGGCCCAUCCCAAAGCCGCCAGGGGGCCUCCAUCCCCUCCAGCUCGCCUGGAAACCUUCUGCCAUAGUAUGGAAUGAUGCUGGGAAGACGCCGGCUCCCUCGCACUCGGCUCCACGGAUUCCUCUUCUCUGUCCAAUCGUGAUUUCUGUGUCCUUCAGCCAAACUCCUCGAAUGCCACUCCUUUGGGGGGCUUUUUAUAAACGGCUUCAGAUGCGUCUGAGUCACCACUUUUUAGGGGGGUCUGGGGGGGUUGGGGGGGCUUUUAUGAACUUGCAGCUACAUUUAGUCGUGUUUAGGCUUGGGGUGUUCGGAGAGGCAAACUGAGGGCCUACGAGGUGACCCCACAGCCGCUCAGCCUCACUUCCUCGUGCUGUAAAAUGUUUAACGCAAAAUCCCCCAAUAAAGAGACUAUUCAGUGCCUCGCC